Peronospora matthiolae is the source of this 855-nucleotide messenger RNA. NCBI's taxonomy places the organism in Eukaryota, Oomycota, Peronosporomycetes, Peronosporales, Peronosporaceae. The record is from the annotation of a GenBank genome assembly.
AUGUCCUCAUCACCAAACGAGUCAAAGGCUCUGUGUGACUACCUCGGGAUAGAGGAGGAGGUGGACUAUGGUAGCGAUACCAGUGUCCGUGGUGAUACAGGGACAAUGUCCGGCUCACUGAUGCCUGAGGCACAACCUUUGAACACCGCAAAUCCGUUCGCUGAACGUGGAGGUGCGAGCGCGCCACCAGCGCAGUAUGCAGCGUCUGGGUCUGAUGAGACUAUCAUCACGAACCCGCUCGAUGAGCAACAACAACUGCUUGUUCAAAGAGAAGAAAACGCUCAGCGUCAUGUACAAAUGACUGUAAUCCUUGAACUCCAGCGUGACUAUGUGUUCACCCCACCCAGUGUGGAGGAACGUCUACGUCAAGCGGCCGGCCAUACAUUGGCAACGUGGGUCAUUGGCCAUGGGCAUAAGACUCCUGAGGAGGUGGUGAGCUGCCAGGCACUUCGCGAGAGGUACCUGGAGCCGCACCUAACGACUCAAAGUCAAUACAGGGCACGCCUUGACAUGCAAGCGCGUGGUAAACCGGUUCCACCGAUCAAGGGUAUACCCAUUCUCUUGUUCGCAGGCGAAAAAGUGAGCGAAGAAGACAAUGCCUUCGUUCACUGGGUGCACUAUGUGCGUCGCAUCAGCAACAUCUUUGCUCAGAGGGCUAGUGCCAGUGUGGCUGACGUGGGUCUUGAACGCAAGCUUCGGUAUGAUUAUGCCAAGCUUAAGUUCAGAGGCCAAUUGCGCAAGCGCACGCGCUAUGCUUCGGCUACUAAGGUAGCCGCGAGGGUGCUGGUCAGUCUGUGGCCAACAACCCGCCAACCCGCACCACUAGUGGCGGGGAACGGCCUCGGCCUCGGGUGA